AUACUUAUAGAUAGAUUCGAUUUAGAUUUUAAGGUGAUAGUAUCUUGUUAGUGAUAUUUCUUGGGCGAUACUUAUUAUUUUUGGUGGUGGUGACGAAAAUAUGAAGGGGCGAAUAGAGCGGAGUGGGAACAAGAUCCUUUACUUUUAUCGUGGAUCUCCAAAGCUAAAGAUGAUCCAGAAGUAGCCAUUUGUAAUGCCUGUAACUGCAAAUUAGUAACCUAUCUGGCCCCUAUACCUACUCUACUACAGCUCAGCUGAACUGUGGACUACCAACCGACACCGUGAAACGGAGUUCUUCUGACAAGUCGUAAGACAACAUGUGACUACACAGCUUACAUUUCUCACGUAAACACAUAACUAAUACUCAAAAACCAUCAAUAUACUUCAAAUAUUGUUCAUUUUAAAGUAAUUUUGCACAUUGUUAGAAAAUAAAGGUGCAUAGUACAAUAUCCCUUUUAAGUUCCCGCCACAAACUCCAGUAUUUUUACUUUUCUUGGUUUAUUACCACGAUUAAUAAAGUUGGCAUUAAUUAGGCAUUUUUACUAUAAACUUUGGCAGGUUUUUAACUAAAGUAACGCACGAUCUAUAGUUAAGAGAUGGACACACUGAAUCUACUACCCAUAGAUUAUAUACUUAAUUUUUGAGACUUCUAGGUACCGUACCUACAAUUUGAAUGUGCAUCCCUACAUACCCAUUGAAAUACUGAUUUGUGUUGAGAUUGAAAAAAUAUUUAGUGAUUUCAAAAUUUAACAAUUACUUGUUGUUUUUCUUUGUAUGUAACAUGUGCAUUUUAUAAUACCGAAACUUAUCUUAAACAUAACAGCUUUUUGAAUUAAAAGAAUACCAUCAUGUACAACGACGAGGAAGACAACGAGAGAUAUUUUAGUCCAGAUUUACUUCAUGUCGUUCGCAUUGCCACUAUUUCAAAUCUUGAACUAGCUCCGUACGGGAUUAGGAGUGUACCCACAAAAACUGAAGAUGGAAUACCGAUUAGAAAGCUUUACGUUACUAACUUACCACCCAAGACAACCAGAACUGAAUUGUAUGGGGUAUUUGCCCAAUAUGGUCUCAUUAAAAGCUGCUGGUUGAAAAUGGGAGACAAGGGGCCAAAUAAAACUCCAAUACCCACAUAUGCAUUUGUAACUUUUAGUAAUCCAGCAGACGCUCAUCAAGCCCUUGAAGCACCUAGUCAUGAAAAAAUAUUGAGGGGUCGAAACCUAUAUACGUCACCAGCAGACAGUUGGCAUCAGCCAGUAGAGGAUGCAGAUGGUCGGGUCUGCUGGAAACCACGUUUUUCACGUACUAAUGUUCGAUCACGCUCUAGGUCAAAAGAUUUAGAUGAAGCAGGUACAAGCACCAAAAUGUCCACCGUUGCCACUUUAGAUUCAUCAGAAUCAUCAGAUGAAGAAGAUGUGAAGAGUUGCACCAUAUUAGAUGUAUUAAAUAGAGAUUGUUUGACGCAUAUCCUAAAUUAUAUCCCUAUUAGGGACAUAAUAUUAUCUGAAAGGGUCAGUAAAGGUUGGCAGAUUAUGGUCCAAGAAUAUUUAGCAGGCGUGCGCGUGCUGAAGACGUCGUGGUGGCAGGCGGAGGCGGCUCGGCUGACGACGGCGGUGCUGCGGCGGGUGCUGGCGCGCGUAGGCGACUCGCUGCUGGCGCUGCACAUCGACCACCACUGGUCGGCGCUCAACGACCGCACGGCGCACUCCAUCGCCAGGUUCUGUCCCAAGCUCGAGGAGCUCAAGAUCGUCGGUAUGCAUACAAAAAAUUGGAACCCCCUUCUGUACGGAUGUAAAAAACUGAAGAAUUUAUCAUUUAUUUCUUGCAACAAGCUGACGGACUCGAGCCUGGUGCAUCUGGCGCACGUGGACUCCUGCAUCGAGAAGAUCACCGUGGCCAACAACACGCACGUGACGGGCCUGUUCCUCACCGGCGCCGCCCCGCCGCAGCUGAGCUCGCUGUCCUUCUACAACUGCUACAGCCUGCAGGGGACGGUCCUAAGCGCCGCCAUGGACUCCCUACCGAACCUGACCACCUUAAAGCUGGACCUGUGUCCAGCGGCCAUGUGGAAAAUUGUACCCAUGAUCUUAAAGACCCUAUCCAAACUCGAGGAGCUGUCUCUGAGCGAGUACAUGUCGAGCGAGGUGUGCUUCACGACCCAGAGCAGUGAUGAAUUCUGUGAAGCCCUCACCGGUCUCACCGAGCUACGGAGAUUGAACUUGAGCAGAAACAUACACAUUACUAAUGCAGUGCUCAAGCAAAUCGGACAAACGUGUCAUAAGUUAGAGUACCUCAACGUAUCAAGUUGCAAUUCCAGAAAAAACUUCCCUCAACCGGGAGUGAGCGACGAAGGUCUGGCGGCGCUGUGGGCGGGGUGCCGGCGGCUGCGCGAGCUCGACGUGUCGUACCUGGCGGGGCUGGGCGGCGCCGGGCUGGCGGGACAGGGCGGCGCCGCGCGGCUGCGUCGGUUCACGGCGCGCGGCAACCCCGCGCUGUCCGCCGCCGGGCCCGCCGCGCUGCUCGCCGCCGCGCCCUGUCUGCAGGAGAUGGAUCUGUGCGGGUGCGACGGAGUGUCCGAAGAAAUAGUGGAGGCCGCAGUGAACGCCCUGGCGCUGAACCCGCGACACCUGCUCCUGCGGCUCGCGGGCACCGGCGCCGCGCAGGCACAGGAGGAGCUGCCGAAGCACAGGCUGCUGACGGUGAACGUGGCGGACGACCUGUGCAACCCCAACAUGAGGCCGGACUUCGUGGACCGCAUAUUCGGGAACGACUCCGACGAGUCCUUCGACGACCUCUACGACCACGACGAUUUCGAGGACCUGUUCGGUUCGGGUGAGUCGCGGUUUAAUUAUUUAAACACGUUGCACGUGGGACGCUCACACCGAUACAUUGUAACACUGAAGUCUGUAGUCGUCGUGGCCUUAAAGAUAAGACGUCCGGUGCAUUCGUGUUGAAGCGAUGCACCGGUGUUCGAAUCCCGCAGGCGGGUACCAAUUUUUCCAAUGAAAUACGUACUCAACGUACAACAUACGUACUCAUGUUCACGAUUGACUUCCGCGGUGAAGGAAUAACGUCGUAUAAUAAAAAUCAAACCUGCAAAAUUAUAAUUUGCGUAAUUACUGGUGGUAGGACCUGUUGUGAGUCCGCGCGGGUAGGUACCACCACCCUGCCUAUUUCUGCCGUGAAGCAGUAAUGCGUUUCGGUUUGAAACGUGGGGCAGCUGCUGUAACUAUACAUGAGACCUUAGAACUUGUAUCUCAAGAUGGAAGGCGCAUUUACGUUGUAGAUAUAUAUGGGCUCCAGUAAUCACUUAACACCAAGUGGGCUUGUGAGCUCGUCCACCCAUCUAAGCAAUAAAUAAAUAAAAAACUCGAAUAAGUAUCAAAACUCUAAGCAAUGUGUCUUCAAAUGACGUCACAAAUAAGAGUACCUGUCAUUUCGAAUGGCUUUUUAGUAUUGUACCGUAGUCCGUCUCGCAGUCGUCACUUCCAUUUCGAUGAACUGGCUUUUAUUAGGAUAAACUGUAUCUAUCCACCUGUGUUACCAGUAUAAUCAAAUCUUUCAACUUCAUUAUCGUCGACUUCAAAACAUCUCUUAUUAACAUCAAUAAAAAUUUGCAGACAUAUCAAAGAACGAUGACAAGGGUGAGGAUAAAAAAAAACCGAGUAUUUGAUUUUUAUAAUUGGCUCAACGUUAAAAUGUGUUGUUAUAGUUUUUAAAAUGUUAUAUUAUACAAUAAUUAAUAACGUAUUAAUUCGUUAUUAAGAAUGCAAAUAUCGAAACCACUAAACAGGAAUAAAUUAAAUAAAUAAUAACAUUUCAAUUGCAGACGAGGAAAUAUUCUUAGAGGACGAGCUAGACGAAUACGAGCAGAUCUUCGCGUACGGAAUCGAUGUCCCCGACAUACUCAUAUAGACUCCAACUGCCCACACACACUUUAUUAAUUCACAUCUAUCGGAAUUAUUCAUCGAAUAUGGCAGUUUUAUUUAUAAUUAGUUUUUAAUUUAAACACAGUUUACAUAGUCCAUUUUCAUGUAACAAUAACGUUUUUUUCUUAUCCUUUUGUUUCAUUUUUUUUUCUUAAUUUUAAUCUGGUAUCUUUUAUAUGGAGUUUCUGUGUUUUUUUAGCUCUGAUAUACUCUGUUUUUAUUUAAAUUACAAAUAUAGAGUAACUAAUAUUCAGAAUGAAUGAAAAUUAGUCAUCACUGUAAUCUGUGCUCCAAUAUCAAAUAACCUCUUCAGAGACAUUGGCUUAUUUGUGUACAAUUAGUUUUUGUUUAUUAUUAUCCAUAAAUGUGGCCAUCAUACUUUGUAAUGAAUAUUCACUUUUUUUUUUUACUUAUUGAAUUGUUUUCAAUAUAAAAUAAACAAACCACAAUAAAGAAUAAAAUAAAUUCAUGUUUUUUGUACUUUAAAAAAUUCGUCCCUAAAGAGGUUAAUAAAACAUUGAAAUUAAGUAACUGAUGUGUAUACGCUAUAUUUAUCUGAUGUUACUAUUGAUCAUCAUAUUGCUAAUUAAAGUCUGAAACAAUGUGAUAAAAAAAAUAGAGCAGUAUGUAAUAUAAUUUUAACGACUGUUACAUAUGUUAUCCGGUGAAUAAUUAUAAAAUUUAUUCAACUUUGUUGUUCAUUUAACAUAGUUCACAAAAUAUAUUACAAAAAUAUAUAGAAGUUAUUUAGUUGGCGCAAGGAAUAUUAAACUUUACUUGUCACACUUAACUAUUGAAUCCUUUACUUGUUGUGCAAAUGGAAAUUACUGAACUCAUAUGAAAAUACUUAGCUUUAAUACAUAAUAAUGAAUUAAAUAGAAUUGCUACACGUAGGGUGUUGAUUAGUUUAUAUUUUAGAAUUAUAAAAAUAUCUUCACGGAAAUGUGAUAUUUUGAUUAAUCUGUAAAUUUUUUUUCUUUUGCAACGAUUAUCUUUUGUCUGAUGAAUUUCUUUUUUCGCUUUGCAUGCAUUACUAAGAAAUCAUACUGAAUAUAUUAUUAUUCAAAGCAUUGUCAUCUGUUAGAAUCGAAGUAUUUUAUUUUUUCAUUCAUUUAGAUUAAAAUGUUUGUUUGUGGUUUUAAUGCUUUUUCUAAUAUGUUUUUUAUAAGUUAUUCCUACGUUUUUUGAGAACACAAAACUUAAUCAAAGCAUUGAUUUUAUUUCUUUACGUUAAUGAAGAGUUUAAUUUAAAACGUCGCAAUCAAAGGCCCUGUGUAAAUAUUUUUUUAGAUUUGAUUUGCUAUUAAUAUUAGUUGAAAGUUUCCUGAUGUAAGAGAUAUUUUGUAAACUGCACAAUGUGUUUAUACAAGUGAUAGCGUUGUUUUGUGAUUUGAGUUUCACGUUACAUUUCAUUUAUAUCAUCAUUCAUUUACUUAACAUUGAUUUUUAUUAAAAAACACUUAGAAUUGUUGUGUUCCGAGAGAAAUGUGAUGUUACUUCAAUUUUUUUGUGAUAUACUUUUUUUCAUUUUGAGAACCACGUUACGCUUGAUUUUUUUUUAAAUAUAAUUAAGCGUAUUUUAAAAACCUACAAAAUACAUUGUGUCCUCAACAUCA
Messenger RNA from Bombyx mori (domestic silkworm), 5542 nucleotides. RefSeq names its product F-box/LRR-repeat protein 7. NCBI's taxonomy places the organism in Eukaryota, Metazoa, Arthropoda, Insecta, Lepidoptera, Bombycidae. The coding region runs from base 849 to 2951 and encodes 700 amino acids. The transcript has 13 exons. The record is from RefSeq and is a predicted model, not a curated record. Gene Ontology annotation, cellular component: cytoplasm. Gene Ontology annotation, molecular function: RNA binding; protein binding.